AUGCAGUUCUUUGCCACCAUCGCUCUCCUAGCUACCGCUGUGGCCGCCACCCCAUCCGAGAAGCUCUUCAACUUGAAGACCUCAGGUGCUAGCAACAGCUCCCACAACGACCUGUACCUCUCCGUUGGCCACGGUCUGAUCAGCGACCCUCUCAACAGCGAAGCCGUCUUUGCCGGAGCCCCGGCCAGCCGUGCCGCCGCCUUCUCCUUUGUCAACGGCACCAUCCUCUUGGAUACCGAGACCAACUCCCCCUGGGCCCUGGACCUGAUCAAUGUCAAAGGCGUCCGCAAGGAGCGCGCCCAGAUCAGCGUCAAGCCCACUCACGGCUCGAAGGGCUUCACUGUUGGCCGUCACGGCGUCGAGGGACCCAGUGAGACCUGGGACGGAUGGCUGUGGUGCCCUGCCGAUAUCGAGGCUGGCCAGUUCCUCCCCAACUUGCACUUCCUCAGCAAGGCUGUUCAAGAGCCUGCUCUCCCAGCUGGAUGUGACAAGAUCCAGCUCAACGCAGUUCCGGCUCCCAAGAGCUCUGCUUAG
Penicillium concentricum is the source of this 534-nucleotide messenger RNA. RefSeq lists its product as uncharacterized. The record is from RefSeq and is a predicted model, not a curated record. The transcript is spliced from 3 exons. Bases 1 to 534 code for a protein of 177 amino acids. NCBI's taxonomy places the organism in Eukaryota, Fungi, Ascomycota, Eurotiomycetes, Eurotiales, Aspergillaceae.